GCAGCUGAGCGGCAGAGAGGCUGCAGAGCCUCAGCCGGGGUUGGCAUCCUCUCUUCCUCCUCCUCCUCCUCUCCCUCCUCUUCCUCUGCCGGGCUUCAUGUCGCAUCCUGAGCGGACUGUGAGGUGGACUGAAGGUAGAAUGGGCCGAACCCCCCGGUCCCCUCUCUGACUCUGGACAUGGAUCCGACUUCUCCGCACACACGCAAAGACUAUGAGGUCCAUCUGAAGGGGCCGGCCAGGUGUGAAGACGAUGCCACAGUGCCCCCUGUGGGAGCUGCAGAGCUGCUGUCCUGCCCCCUCCUUUCUCUUCUUUUCCUGGAUGAUGGAGGGAGAGCCCUUCACCUCUGCCCUCUCCUCUCUGCUGUACUCUGCCAGCGGUCACUUUGUCGCCCUCUCCUCUGCCUCCUCUUCCUCCUCGGCCUCGUCCAAUUCGGCCAUCGCUGCCAUGUCGCUGGAGCAGAAGACUACUUUCGCCUUGGUCAUCUUCCUCUUUGUUUUCCUCCUCAUCCUCAUCGUACGAUGCUUCCGGAUCCUCUUGGACCCGUACAGGAGCAUGCCCACCUCCACCUGGGCUGACGGGCUGGACGGGCUGGAGAAGGGCCAGUUUGACUACACACUGGCUUAGACUACACACAAACACACAAACACACAAACACACAAACACACAAACACAAACAAGAACACUGCCGUUGCUAAUCUACACACACUUACAUACAAGCGGGGUGUUAGUGAGUCUGCCUGGAGUUUAUGGACACACAGAGGCAGAGACCACCACUGCUCCACAUCCUGCUGCCUUCAUGGUGUUUAAUCCCAAAUGCACAAGCAUACUGAACAGAUCACAAUGAGCUUUGAGACAAUUCCUCAGACUUCUUCUCCACAUGGAUCAUGAGGACUUCACUCCAGCCUCGAUGACUGUGACGAAGCAUUCGCUGCCAAGUUGAUACCCAACAAACAAAAUCUCUGCACAUCCAGAAAAAAAGAACCACACAACUUUGGAUGGUCAGGACAACUUUAAAGUCUGCUCAUCAGGUGGUCGGGUUAGAAGAUGUUUUGGUGUUCAGACCUUUGACUUUACGUUCAUAAAUGUCUCCAACUCGCCUGUUGAAGCCAAAACACCCAUCAACAGGUGCUGACGUGUUGCACAUUUGUAGCCAAAGUCUGUGCAGUGCAGAUCAGAAAGGGGAGCCGCGUGGUCCAGUCCUCAGAUGGGUCCAGUCCUCAGCAUCACAGAUUCUUGUGUGGGUUUGAAGCAGACACUCAUGGUUAUGGUGCGUUCAAUGACUCUUGUGUUAGUGCUUGUUACGUUUCAUCUCACAGUUCCUCCUCUACUCUGAUAAUCUGAGGCACACAGAACACUGAAGGAGCCUAAUUGGUCGACACAGCCGUCAAUCAUGGCCACCUUUUAUCUCAGAAAUCUGCCUUUAAGAUCAAA
Messenger RNA from Notolabrus celidotus (New Zealand spotty), 1432 nucleotides. RefSeq names its product cortexin-3. The transcript has 2 exons. The record is from RefSeq and is a predicted model, not a curated record. Lineage: Eukaryota; Metazoa; Chordata; Actinopteri; Labriformes; Labridae. Bases 251 to 625 code for a protein of 124 amino acids.